This is a messenger RNA of Racocetra persica, 204 nucleotides long. Lineage: Eukaryota; Fungi; Glomeromycota; Glomeromycetes; Diversisporales; Gigasporaceae. The record is from the annotation of a GenBank genome assembly.
AUGGGAAGACUUCUUAAAAGAUCUUCAAGAAAUAGUAAUAAAACCGAAAUAAUCUAUACUUCCACACAAGCAAAAAAAAUUGAGGAAGAAGAAACUCAAACGCCAGCAACAAUCACUGGCGAUACUUCUGACAGUGAGGGUGAUAAUGCCGUAGAAACAGAUAAUGAAGAACAGGAUUUCAAUCGUGAUGAGUCCGUCGAAAGG